Triticum urartu is the source of this 2522-nucleotide messenger RNA. The record is from RefSeq and is a predicted model, not a curated record. Lineage: Eukaryota; Viridiplantae; Streptophyta; Magnoliopsida; Poales; Poaceae.
UUCCUCGGCGAGCCCGUCCCCGCCGACGAGGCCCGCGCCAAGUGGCCCCAGCGCUACCAGCGCGGCUCCCCCAAGAGGCCCGAGGAUGAGGAGGACAUGAAGGCGCGCGUCCACUACCGCUCCGCCAUGGUCGAUGGCGUGGUCUACGCGCUGGGCGACGACGUCUACGUCAUGGCUGGGGAAAAUGAGGCUGAUUACAUUGGCAGAAUAACUGAGUUUUUUGAGGGUGUUGACAAGACCAGCUACUUUACCUGUCGUUGGUACUUCCGUCCAGAGGACACGGUUAUAUCUAGAGCCAAAUUUGUCAAUGAUCACACACAUGACCCAAAGCGUGUCUUUCUCUCCGAGGAAAAGAAUGAUAAUCUGCUUGAUUGCAUCAUAUCAAAGGUCAAGAUAAUCCAUGUUGAUCCCAAUAUGGACCCAGCAGCCAAGGCCAAACUGGUGGCUCGCACCGACUUAUACUAUGACAUGUCAUAUACAGUUGCUUAUUCUACAUUUGCUAACAUCCCAUCAGACACCACAGAGAAUUCUGGUAUUUCUACUGAUGCUGAUUCAGAGAAUGGGACCCCAGUAAAAACGGCAUCCCUCCUUGACCUGUAUUCUGGUUGUGGUGGGAUGUCAACAGGGCUGUGCUUGGGUUCAGCACUUGCUGGCCUGAAACUUGAAACAAAAUGGGCUGUUGACCUGAACAACUUUGCAUGCAAGAGCCUUAAAUAUAACCAUCCCAAAACAGAGGUUCGAAAUGAAAAAGCCGAGGAUUUUCUUGCACUUCUUAAGGAAUGGGCGAUUCUAUGUGACAAAUAUGUCCAUAGCAAUGAUUCUGAUGCAGCAGAUCCUGUUGAGGAAGAGGAAGAUGAUGAGCCUCUUGGAAAGGAUGAGUUUGUGGUGGAAAAGCUACUUGAGAUCUGCUAUGGUGGCACUGGGAGGAAAAAUGGAAUCUAUUUUAAGGUUCAAUGGAAAGGAUAUGGCCCAGAAGAGGAUACCUGGGAGCCCAUAGAAAACCUGAGUGACUGCCCAUUGAAAAUUAAAGAGUUUGUGCAAGAAGGGUACAGGCGAAACAUUCUACCCCAGCCUGGUCAGGUUGAUGUUAUUUGUGGUGGCCCGCCCUGCCAAGGGAUAAGUGGGUUCAACCGAUUUAGAAACCGUGAUAACCCUUUAGAAGAUGAGAAAAAUCAACAAAUGGUUACCUAUAUGGACAUUGUUUCUUAUCUGCAACCAAAGUUUGUCUUGAUGGAGAAUGUGGUGGACAUUCUGAAAUUUGCUGAUGGCUAUCUUGGAAGAUAUGCAUUGAGCCGUCUUGUAUCCCUGAACUACCAAGCCCGCCUUGGAAUGAUGGUAGCUGGUUGCUACGGGCUUCCUCAGUUCAGAAUGCGGGUGUUCCUUUGGGGAGCUCUCCCUACCAUGGUCCUCCCAAAGUAUCCUCUCCCUACUCAUGAUGUAGUUGUACGUGGUGGUGCUCCAAAUGCUUUCUCGCAAAGCAUUGUUGCAUAUGAUGAGACGCAAAGACCGACUUUGAAGAAAGCUCUCCUUCUUGGUGAUGCCAUUUCAGAUUUGCCCAAGGUAGACAACUGUCAACCUCAUGAGGUAAUUGAAUAUGGUGGUCAACCCAAGACUGACUUCCAGCGCUACAUUCGACUUAGUCGUAAAGAUAUGUUGGACUAUUCCUUUGGUGAUGCCACUUGUCCUGAAGAAGGAAAGCUCUUGGACCACCAGCCUUUGAGGCUAAACCAAGAUGAUUAUGACCGUGUCCAGCAGAUUCCGAUAAAGAAGGGGGCAAACUUCCGUGACUUGCCAGGCGUCAAGGUCGGAGCGAAUAACAUUGUGGAGUGGGAUCCAGAUGUUGAGCGUGUCUACCUCAAGUCCGGCAAACCUUUGGUCCCUGACUAUGCAAUGUCCUUCAUCAAGGGCAGAUCACCAAAGCCGUUUGGUCGGUUGUGGUGGGAUGAGACAGUUCCCACGGUGGUGACCAGAGCAGAGCCCCAUAACCAGAUCAUACUGCACCCGAAUCAGGGACGUGUUUUGACUGUCCGUGAGAACGCAAGGCUGCAGGGUUUCCCUGACUACUACCGGAUGUAUGGUCCCAUGAAGGAGAAGUACAUCCAAGUCGGUAAUGCGGUGGCUGUCCCGGUUGCACGGGCUCUGGGCUACUCCUUGGGCCGAGCAUACCAGGGUGAGGUGGACGCGGGGUAUGAUGCGCUGUUUGUUCUUCCUGACAGCUUCACCAACAUCGGACAGACCGGUGCGAGGGCAAGGGCCUCCUCCGUUGGGACCCCUGCAGGCGAGGUUGUUGAGCAGUAGAACAGAGCCUAUCUGUUGUGUUAUGUGGGGUGUGGGGUUCGAGUCUAGUCCAUUUGUCACAGGAACUAAAAUGCUGCAGCAUGUAAGGAUUGCUCCAGUUGUUACUGUACUUCGCUGGUUGAACUUGUGAUCAUUGAGAUCCUGAGUCGUAGAUGAAGAAACUGGUAGUAUGUUGUUCCAUUGUUGCUACCCAUUGACAAUUAUUAUUGUCUGUUGUUUCAUCA